CCCAAUCACCGUCAGACCUGACUAGCUAGUGUUGUAAACAAACAAGUCCUAUCAACACACCAAGACGAGAGUGACAACUGCUUAGUAAGUUCAAUUUGCCACCACGGAGAUCUUCUCCGGCAUCAACAACAACAACCCCUUUUCCUCUACCUUGUUGUCAAAAUCCGCAUUGCUACACCAAAAUGUCCUUCUACGCCCCAGGGUGGGACUACAACCGGCUCCUAACCGCCACCAGCGCCGACUGGAUGACCCUAACCGACGAACAACACACCGCCAUGAUGACCGGGCUGAAAGAAGCAGGUCUCUUCGACGGGCUAAUGGCCGAACUCGAAAAGCGAUAUAAAGCAGAACAAGACGCCAUUGAAGCCGCAAAACCAGAGGAACAAAGACUCGCCGAGCGCGAGUUAAGAGCCCCAUACAUCGACACGCUGAAACUCGUAUUCAAAUUCGACACGGCCUGGUCGGAGUGGGGGUUUGUGGUUUUCCGGGCUGGACUUUACGGGCCGCAGCAUAAGGCGCGGUGGGAGGAGUUUCGGGCGCGGUGGGAUUGCAUCUUUCAGCAGGAGUUCGAGGCGCAUAAGGGAUAUCAUCCGAAAUCGGAUAGGGCGAUGGAGUUGUUUCGGUUUCGUUGGGUGGAGGAUCAGGCUCUGGAUAUGGCUGUACCUGAGGAGGUUUCGCGCCGCUUUGAUGGGAUGUGGCCGGAUCUACCGCGUGGAUUCACGACGUCCACGUGUCUGGUGGUUACGCCUGAAGUCGUAGAAUCCGUUCUCAAUUCGCCACUGCCAUCGUCAGCGAAGCAGAGUGAGCGGAGCAGGCUUCCAUUCGUGGUUGCAGUGUCGAGAGCUGCACAUAUCCCGUCCCCGGAGGAAGGAGGGGAGGAUGUAUUCGGGGCCGACUUCAAGGGGCACUUUAAUGUUGCUUUGGAGUCGCUUCUGGGGACCUUUUAUGGGAUUACGGCGUUGGAUAUUAUCGACUUGCCGAAGUUGACUGUAGGUAUGAGGAAUGAGAGGGAUGUUUGGUGCCAUCCCCAUCGUGGUGGUGUGCGGCAUUACCAGGAGGGACUUGAAGGUGAAGCUCUGCCCUAAUAAUCAUAUCAUUCAUAAGGACAAGUAUAUAGCAAGCCCAUAUAAGAAAUAUAUACACAUACGUAUUCAAGCUAGGCCAUCGCCCCCUGCAACGUGCCUAAAUAUUUCACAGACCCCAAUGGAUCACCACCCCGAAUGAUCUCAUCAAACCGAUCACUCAACCGGACAAAGUUCCUGCCGUAGCAUCCCAGCUCUCGUAGACGAAUAGACACCCAAUCCUGGUAAAUCCGGUCGCGUGUCGCAACACCGGCAAGGAAAAGCUG
Messenger RNA from Aspergillus versicolor CBS 583.65, 1348 nucleotides. RefSeq lists its product as uncharacterized. Bases 183 to 1085 code for a protein of 300 amino acids. The transcript is spliced from 2 exons. NCBI's taxonomy places the organism in Eukaryota, Fungi, Ascomycota, Eurotiomycetes, Eurotiales, Aspergillaceae. The record is from RefSeq and is a predicted model, not a curated record.